GACAAAAAAAACACAGACAGUUCACAAAUGCUUGCUGACUACUCCAUCUAAAGUUUCGGGGGGAAAACAAGUAAAUAACGUCAUGGAAAUCAUUAAAGGUGGUUUAGAUGCCAUAUCCCGACCUGCGUCCGGCGAGCAAACGGGUAGCAGAGUUGGUCCUGCUGCGCCAUGGGAACUUUUGGUUUUGAGCAACGAUUCUGCUGACGUCCAGCAGAACUGCAGAGGAGAAAUGGAACACCGUGGUGGAGCCUCAGAAGCUGGCAAAGAUCAGUCUGAAAUUGCAGAUGAGCAAAAUGAGGAUUCAAAGCUGCAGCAGGCCUUUGAGGAAAUGAGGCGGCUUGAUGAAAUCCUGUCGGCAGAAAUCUUCAAAGAAAAAGAAAUUCGGCGUCAAAGAAAAGAGCUCCAAGCAAAACUGUGGAAAGAGCUCCAGAGAAAACCUGACAGAUACCCAGAAUGUGCUCAGGAAGCUUUGAACACGAAGCUGUUUUUGGCUUUGGAAGCCCCACCUUGUAAAGAAGCAGAGGACUGGUUUGCACCCCUGUUUGAAACCCAGGUUCCUGACUGUGAGCAUGAUGGACGUGACCAAGGCUUGGAUCAAACUGAAAAGCAACCGGACAGCUUGACUGAGUCAUUUAAAGGAAGCAGUGCAAGUAUCGGGGGCUUCCAGUUUGUGAAGAGCAACAGCAAAACUCCCAAAACUAAGAAUAAAGAGAGGGACUUCGUCCAGAGGAACAUCGAGCUGGUAAGCAGUGAGGUGGGUGAAAUGCCUUUGACCCAUGCAGAGAAAGCGCGUCUGGCUGAACUCCUUCAAGAAAUAAAUGAAGAGGAAAAGGGCAGCGCCAGUGGCACAGACAGUAAGGAGGCUAUGUGGGCUACGUCAGCCUCAGCAGGCCAGGGUUACACCCCCGAGCCUUCUGAUCUGGAGCAGCUGAUGGAGAUUGACUCUAAAAUUCGCCUGCUUCUUCCUGCUGCAGAAUUUCACUCUCUGGAGAGCUCAUACACAGACCUAAGCGUGUCUCAGGGCCCCGGCUCCAAGGUCGGUUGGAAGCACGAUGGGGACCGGCAGCCAGGAGAGAAGGUCCUGCAGGAUAUAAAGGAGAGGAGAGAACUGGAGAGACGGCUCCAACAGAUCCAACAGCAGCUGGAGAUCCUGGGUGGUGGCCAGGAGAUGACUAAUGAGUCAGCAGACCUUAUUGAGGAGCAGUUGCUUUGUCUGCUCGGUGAAUGUGAGCGGACAAAGAGCUGGAGCCGGGACAAUCAAAGAAACGGAACAGUGCCAUCAGAACCUUGAGAAUGUACAAGUUGUCCAUCUGAAUUACUGCUUCUAAAACAUAUCACAAUGGUUUUGUUUUCAUUCUUAAAGGAUUAUAAAUCAAUGAAAUGGAAAUAUUUACUCAGACUGAUAAACACUUUUAUAUUCUAAUAACCUUCUCGUAUACCACAUGUAGCUGGAAUGCAGCCUGUUGCGUCAAUUUGUGUUCACCUUGAGGACGCAGCUGCUGUGCCGCUCUCUGUUCUAACCUCAGUGAAUGACAAACAACAUUGCUGACAUUAACUCGUAUGAUAAAGUAGCUAACUUGAAAUUCCAUAAUUCCAUAAAUUGGAAAAAAACCACUGCAUUAAAACAGUCAUGGUGCUACUUUAGGCUUUUUAGUGUUGUUUCCCGGUUGUAACGAUGUUACAAUAUUACUUUCCACCACAGAUAUCACAGCUGCACAAAAUGUGACUUUACAAUCUAUGGAGUUUUGACAUGUGUGUGAGAGGUUUCUGCACCUCCACCAGCAGUUUCAGUCUUGCUUUAAAGGAAUAAACCGUAGCAAGACUUGUAUUGUCUUAUCAGUAGUAUAAGAGGAUUCGGGUAAAAUUCAAUGUCUGUGUGUAUCUCACUCAUCACUGUGAACUGAUCACACCGAGGCUCUGAAACCUGAAAUGUUUUUUUUAUGACCUGUACUGCCAGUAUUGUCUUGAUGUAUCUCAAUAAUCCAGGUAGAUUUUUUUGUAUUACUGCUAUUAUUGUGUAGUUGUAUUGUUUAAUUAGACCAUAAACCUUCUGAUAUAUUGCUUGCGUUUUCUACCCCUUCUUCUCUCUCAUCAUAGCUUAACAUGAUGCCAGGACUAUACUUUGACUAAUUACAAUCACAGGUACAUUUGGUAUUUGAACACACACAUCUUACUUCAGGUGUAAUGAACACAGCUAUUAUUGGUGAGGGUUUCCCCGACAGAAGGUUGAAGGAGUUGAUUUAAUUAUGUGCGUGUGCAACUUUUAUUGUUUAUGUCCUGUUACAGAUCUGUGAUUUAAUGGAGCUCUUUGAGGAAGUAUGUGGCUUUUUGACUUCAAGGGUACAACGGGGGGUGGGGGUUGCAUGAAUACUUCCUUGUGUGUUCCUUCCUAGUUCCGUGUGUACAGAAUAAAUAACAGGCUUAAAGAUUUGCUCCCUUGACUUUGGUUAUGUAAUACAAAUUUUUACCACCACACA
This is a messenger RNA of Fundulus heteroclitus (mummichog), 2477 nucleotides long. It is a transcript of the gene fsip1, whose product is annotated as fibrous sheath interacting protein 1. The coding region runs from base 83 to 1291 and encodes 402 amino acids. The transcript has 10 exons. Lineage: Eukaryota; Metazoa; Chordata; Actinopteri; Cyprinodontiformes; Fundulidae. The record is from RefSeq and is a predicted model, not a curated record.